ACGGGUCUGCCCUGCCCCGAGAGCCUGUGCCAGCAGGACGGGUGGCUGCUGUGCGUGUCCUGCCACCAGACGGGCACCUUGUUCCUGUUCCUUGCAAGGCCACAGCGCUCUGUGCGCGAUUUGAUGUCCUCUUGCUGUCCCCUGUCCCGGGACUCUCCUUCGGGGGACUCAGGGAGGCAGUGCCAGGUUUUGGGGACGGGUGCAGGCAGCGGCACAGGCUGGACCCGCGCACUCCCCGGUAAAUCCCAGCAGGCAGAGCCUGGGAAUCCGCGCCAGAGCUCCCCUGAUGCCGCUGUUCCACCUCCACGGGCAGGCUGUGGUCCCCAGCGAGCGUGCGAGGUGACUCUUCUCCUCCCGGAGGUGACAUGGAGCAGCUGCAGUGACCUGAGGAGCCGUCGCAGCGGUGCCCAGGAUGGGCUGCGUGCCCUGCAAAGAGAAGGGGGCUGGCAAAGGGCAGGCAGGGGGCGAGGGGGGCUCCCUCCAGCCCCCCACCUCCCAGUACGACCCCGACCCCACGCAGCCAGGGGCCAUCUUCACCCGCAUCCCGGACUUCAACAACUUCCAGGGGCCCGUGGUGCCCCUGGCCCCGUCCUUAGCGGAGCCGGGCAGCUUCAGCUCCGGCGUGCUGCCAGCGCGGAGCGGGGGCAUCGCAGGCGGCGGGGUGACACUCUUCAUCGCGCUGUACGACUAUGAGGCCCGGACGGAGGAUGACCUGACCUUCCAGAAAGGGGAGAAAUUCCACAUCAUCAACAACACGGAGGGGGACUGGUGGGAGGCGAGGUCGCUGAGCUCGGGUGCCACGGGCUACAUCCCCAGCAACUACGUGGCCCCUGUGGACUCCAUCCAGGCAGAAGAGUGGUACUUUGGCAAGAUCGGGCGCAAAGAUGCAGAGCGGCAGCUCCUGUUCCACGGCAACUCCAGAGGCACCUUCCUCAUUCGGGAGAGUGAGACGACAAAAGGUGCCUACUCCCUCUCCAUCCGGGACUGGGACGAGGCCAAGGGAGACCACGUGAAGCAUUAUAAGAUCCGGAAACUGGAUAACGGGGGGUACUACAUCACCACCCGUGCCCAGUUCAACACCGUCCAGCAGCUGGUCCAGCACUACAUAGAGCGGGCGGCCGGGCUGUGCUGCCGCCUGGCCGUGCCGUGCCACAAGGGAACCCCCAAACUGGCCGACCUCUCAGUCAAAACCAAAGACGUGUGGGAGAUCCCCCGCGAGUCCCUCCAGCUCCUCAAGAAGCUGGGAAAUGGGCAGUUCGGGGAAGUCUGGAUGGGCACAUGGAAUGGCACCACGAAGGUGGCGGUGAAGACGCUGAAGCCUGGGACGAUGUCCCCCGAGGCCUUCCUGGAGGAGGCUCAGAUCAUGAAGCGGCUGCGGCACGACAAGCUGGUGCAGCUCUACGCCGUGGUGUCAGAGGAGCCCAUCUACAUCGUCACAGAGUUCAUGAGCCAGGGCAGCUUGCUGGAUUUCCUGAAGGAUGGGGACGGUCGCUACCUGAAGCUGCCCCAGCUGGUGGACAUGGCUGCCCAGAUCGCGGCGGGCAUGGCGUACAUUGAGCGGAUGAACUACAUCCACCGGGAUCUCCGCGCUGCCAACAUCCUGGUGGGAGACAACCUCGUGUGCAAGAUCGCUGACUUCGGCCUUGCACGCCUCAUCGAGGACGAUGAGUACACGGCACGGCAGGGUGCCAAGUUCCCCAUCAAGUGGACAGCUCCGGAGGCUGCACUUUUUGGGAGGUUCACCAUCAAGUCGGACGUCUGGUCCUUUGGCAUCCUCCUGACUGAGCUGGUGACCAAAGGCCGGGUGCCCUACCCAGGGAUGAACAACAGAGAGGUGCUGGAGCAGGUGGAGCGGGGGUACCGCAUGCAGUGCCCAGCGAGCUGCCCCCCAUCCCUGCACGAGAUGAUGGUGCAGUGCUGGAAGAGGGAGCCCGAGGAGCGCCCCACCUUCGAGUACCUCCAGUCCUUCCUGGAAGACUAUUUCACUGCCACCGAGCCCCAGUACCAGCCCGGGGACAACCAGUGACCCGGGGCUGGCACCCCCAGCAAGCUCUGGGCUGGCUCUGGGGUGAAUGUCCUUUUUUUCUUUAGAGGUGGUUGCUUCUUUUGGCUGUGCCCCCCUAAAAUGCCUUUUGGGGGGUGCUCAGGGUGCCCAGGGAGGACACAGAGCUUUGCACAGGAUGUUGCACUCAGAGAGGAGACAAAGCUGUGUGCCCCAACCCCUCCCUUCCCUUCAUUGCCUUCUCACCCAGCUUUGAACCUGAGAGGGGCUUUGGCUGCAGCGGGGAGCUCCCCAUGCUACCCCCAAUCUCUUCUGGGAGCACAGCUGGCUGGGGUUCAGGCCCCCAAAAUCCUGGCACUGACCUGUGGGAGGUCAUCUCAACCCUCCCUCCCUCCCUUUAUGUCUCCUUUAAUUUAUAAGAUUUUAUGCACCUCCCCAAGCAGCCACUGCCCCCUCCAAGGGAUCCCAGAAUUUGGGGGACCCCUUGUCCCUGGCCUUAUCUCCUCUGUUUUAUGGUAGAGCCAAGUCCUGAAAGCCAUGCACCCACCUCUGCUUGCACUGGGGGCACAGGGGGUCCUGGGGGGCAGCAGGGUGGGGGCAGCCCUGCGCCGGGGGCAGGACCAGGGUACGGGCUGGGGUCACCCCGCAGCACUCGGGGAGGCUGUGGCUGCAGCGUGGCUCAGCCCCCUGCAGCAGGGAUUGAUCGGGGACCGGGGCAGCGUGUGUCCAUGGGAGUGCAAUGCUGGGGAGGAGGGGGCGGCCCUGCCCGCAGCCCCUCCAGGCACUGCCACGCCUGGGUGGGCUCCCAGCCCUGUGCCCCAUGGCCAGUGACCCCCGGCACCCCCAGGGCAGGGCUGUGGGUGGACAGUG
This is a messenger RNA of Catharus ustulatus (Swainson's thrush), 2872 nucleotides long. It is a transcript of the gene FGR, whose product is annotated as FGR proto-oncogene, Src family tyrosine kinase. Gene Ontology annotation, biological process: integrin-mediated signaling pathway; cell surface receptor protein tyrosine kinase signaling pathway; cell differentiation. Gene Ontology annotation, molecular function: signaling receptor binding; non-membrane spanning protein tyrosine kinase activity; ATP binding. Gene Ontology annotation, cellular component: extrinsic component of cytoplasmic side of plasma membrane. The coding region runs from base 413 to 2026 and encodes 537 amino acids. The record is from RefSeq and is a predicted model, not a curated record. The transcript has 13 exons. Lineage: Eukaryota; Metazoa; Chordata; Aves; Passeriformes; Turdidae.